UAAUAAUUAAGAUGCCUGGUAAAAAGCAUGAAGUUUAUAUCAAGAAGGAAAUCCUAGGAAAGGGGUCCUUCGGAAGAGCAAUCCUAGUCGAAUGUCAAAGCGAUGAGUCCCUCGCUGUCAUCAAACAGAUCGAUCUCAAUGAUAUGUCCAAGGAAGAGGAAGCAGAAGCCCUCUUCGAAGCUAAAAUUAUGGAGCCUCUCUGCCAUCAAAACAUUAUCGGGUUCAAAGAAGUCUACAAGACUAAGUCAAAAUAAGCUCUGUAUCGUUAUGGAAUACGCAGAUGGAGGGGACCUCAGCAAGAUAGUAAAAGAAGCAGCCGCGAAUAAAUAAGUAUCUAAAUGAGAGCAUGAUCAUUGAUUAUUUUACCCAAAUAUGUCUAGCCAUAAAGCAUCUUCAUGAUAGGAAGAUCCUACACAGAGAUCUUAAGAGCCAAAAUAUCUUCCUCACAAAGGAUGGAAUAGUCAAGCUGGGUGAUUUUGGAAUUGCUAAAGUGCUCUCUCAUACCAAAGAGAAUCUUCAAACUAUCGUGGGAACGCCAUACUAUCUUUCCCCAGAGAUUGUAGAGAAUAAGCCUUAUAACUAUAAAUCAGAUAUUUGGUCACUUGGAGUACUCUUGUAUGAGAUGCUGUGUCUCGAGCCCCCAUUCAAUGGAACCUCUCUGACCAUGCUAGCUAUGAGAAUCGUUAAAGGAAACUAUAAAGCUAUUCCAAAGCGAUAUUCUACCAAAAUUGGCACCUUAGUGAAAGCAAUACUAAACCCAGAUUCAGAGAAGAGGCCCUCAGUAAAUAAGAUUCUAAAAAUGGACAUCAUCUCUAACAGAGCGAGAGAGCUCCUUGACGAAGAGAAAUACAUCCAAGAAUUUAGUCACACCGUGCUACACAACAUGAAUAUCUUCCAGCAAGUCCAUCAAACUGAUGAGGAGCCUAAUGAGGAAAGUCCGUCUAAUAAGCCAGCUAAAAAAUCGGGAUUCGAGGUCAAAGCGCAAAUAGAAAUGAAGCCCAAGGGUCUGAAGAAAAAAAAUUCAAGAGCCGAACCUAAAGCAGAACCGAACAAGGAGGAGGAUGUCCUGGGAGCAAUCUCGGAUGUCAUCGGUGACUUAAAGGACAAAAACAUCCUUGCAACAACUGGGUUCAUGAAACCUGUCAAAAAGGCUCAAUCAAAGCCUAAAGUAGUCAAAAAGCCAUGGGAAGAGGCCAAGUUGAAGCCAAAGCCGAAGUCUAAGACAGCCAAAGUCACCAGCCAGUGGGAAAUCCGUGAAGAACUUGCUAAAAAGAAACGAGAAAGUAUCUAUGCUGAAGUCCGAAGGAAAAGAGAAAAAGAACAAGAGCGCCUUAAAGUAAUUGAACAACAAAAAGAAGAGGAGAAACAACAAAAAGAGAAAGAUCGUUCAGACAGAGCCCGCAUAAGAGAAGAGAAUAGAAAAUAAGAUGAAAGAAGACCUCAAAAAGAAGAGACAAGCAAUUAAGAACAAGAGCAAAGAUUCCAUGGACUUCGAGUUUGUAGGCCCGACUUAUGGUGAACCCGAAGAGUCUGAAGAGCCAAGUAUCAUACAUGCCAAAGAUUCUAAGGCGAUGUACAAAGCUAUGCCUGUUAGUCCUGAGGAUGAGUACCAAGAAGUUGAGUUUGUCCACAACCAGAUCACCAGUUACCAAAACAACCUUAUGGAUUUCUUAGAAACUGAAAAUGUAAGCGAUGAAGAAGCUGAAAUGGCAACACCAGCCUUCAGAUUCGUUCCUACCCCAUCUGAAGACAGAGAUAAUGUCUACAACAAUGGUUUAGAUGAAUCAGAGGACCUUGAUUCUCCGAAGAAAGUUUCAAAUUUAAAAACUAGAUAAAGAGUACAUUCUAUUUAAACCG
This is a messenger RNA of Moneuplotes crassus, 1857 nucleotides long. NCBI's taxonomy places the organism in Eukaryota, Ciliophora, Spirotrichea, Euplotida, Euplotidae. The record is from the annotation of a GenBank genome assembly.